AUGUCGCAAAAUUUGACUGAGGAACAGAUUGCUGAGUUUAAGGAGGCGUUUGCGCUUUUUGACAAGGAUAACAGCGGGUCUAUAUCUGCUAGCGAGCUAGCCACUGUGAUGAGAUCGUUGGGUCUUUCGCCCAGCGAGGCUGAGGUAGCCGACUUGAUGAAUGAGAUUGAUGUUGACGGCAACCAUGCGAUUGAGUUCAGUGAGUUUUUGGCGUUGAUGUCGAGACAGUUGAAGACUAACGACUCUGAGCAGGAGUUGUUGGAGGCGUUCAAGGUGUUUGACAAGAACGGGGACGGGUUGAUCUCAGCGGCCGAGUUGAAGCAUGUGUUGACUUCUAUUGGUGAGAAAUUGACGGAUGCGGAAGUAGAUGAGAUGUUGAAGGAGGUGAGCGAUGGUUCAGGCGAGAUCAACAUCAAGCAAUUCGCUGCGCUUUUAUCGAAAUAG
Messenger RNA from Kluyveromyces marxianus DMKU3-1042, 444 nucleotides. It is a transcript of the gene CMD1, whose product is annotated as calmodulin. The transcript has a single exon. Gene Ontology annotation, cellular component: myosin II complex. Bases 1 to 444 code for a protein of 147 amino acids. Gene Ontology annotation, molecular function: calcium ion binding. The record is from RefSeq and is a predicted model, not a curated record. Lineage: Eukaryota; Fungi; Ascomycota; Saccharomycetes; Saccharomycetales; Saccharomycetaceae.